Messenger RNA from Ctenocephalides felis (cat flea), 1149 nucleotides. RefSeq names its product golgin subfamily A member 6-like protein 22. The coding region runs from base 1 to 1149 and encodes 382 amino acids. Lineage: Eukaryota; Metazoa; Arthropoda; Insecta; Siphonaptera; Pulicidae. The transcript has 7 exons. The record is from RefSeq and is a predicted model, not a curated record.
AUGCAGAUGGUUGACGACUCACGCGAGAAAACAAAGCAGGGAACUGAAAGCCGAAGCACAGGGCCAGGAAGUAUGGAAGCACAAUUGAUCCUAGGCUUAUGCCUGACCUACUCCUUAGCCAAUCCAGUCCAAGUUGAACAAGAACAGCAGGUUCUGGUUCAACUUAUAGAAGAACCAACAAGUCAAAUCCAAGAACAAUCUCAAGAACUUUCAGUUAGACAGAAGAGGGAAGAAGAACAGACUUCUAAAUUAGAAGACGAGGUCAAGAGUGAAGUUUCUGCAGAAAACUCCAAUCAGGAACUCGUCAGAGAAAAAAGAGUCUUGGUUUCUGGUCUUCAAUAUAAUUCCUUUACCCCAGGUUUCCAUCAACCCAAGGGUUACUGGUCAAAAAAGUUGACGUGGAAAGCAGAAUGGAAACAGAUCUGGAAAACAGAGAAAAAACAAGCAUGGAAAACUGAGUGGAAGAAAAUCCAAGUCCCUGUGUGGAAAGAAAUCCAAGUACCAAUCUGGAAGGAAAUCCAAGUACCAGCGUGGAAGACUGUCCAGAAACCAAUCUGGAAAGAAAUUCAAGUACCAGCAUGGAAAGAAAUCCAGGUACCUGACUGGAAGAAGAUCCAAAAACCAGUAUGGAAAGAAAUCCAAGUACCAGCCUGGAAGGAAGUGCAAGUUCCUGAUUGGAAACAAAUUUGGGUACCUGAAUGGAUCAAGGAAGGAAUUCCUGGAGAGAAAUAUUUAGGUAAGGAUCAUGGUGGUUGGGAAUACACUUCUCAUGAUUUGUGGCGUAAGAAGAUGAUCUGGAAACCACACUGGAAGAAAAUCUGGAGGACAGAGAAGAAGCAAUACUGGGAAACCCAAAAGAAAUUGGAAUGGAAAGAGGAAUGGAAACAAAUCUGGAGAACUGAAAAGAAACAAAUCUGGAUCCCCCAAAAGAAACAAGAAUGGGUCGACGAACAAGUCCAAAUCUGGAAAACUGCCAAGAAACAAGAAUGGGUAACUGACAAAAAAUUGAUCUGGAAAGACGAAUGGAAAGCAAUCCAGGUCCCAGUUUGGAAAGAAAUCCAAGUGCCAGCCUGGAAGAAGAUCUGGAUUCCAAUUUGGGAGAAGGUUUGGGUUUCGGUGCACACACACGAACACCACGGUUGGGAUUGA